ACACUGUGGCAACCAUAUGAGUGACGCAUGUGUUUUCAUGUUCUAUUUACAUUUCUUUUUCUAUUUACCCUUUUAAAUCCUUCAAUUCCUCAAUCAAAAUCAUGACGAUGAUCCAAAAAACGACAUAGCUUUCAUCCUUGUCUUCUUCUUUUUCUUCUUCCUCCUCCUCCUCCUCCGCCCCUUGAAAUGGACACCUGAUUCAAUUUCCCUCUUUCCACGCCCAACCCAUCACCAAUAUCCCUCAAUUCUUACAUGGGUUUUCCCAUUUUUGCAAAUUUCUCUACUUCCUAAUCUUCCUCCUCUGUCUGGUUCAGGUUUUUCUACUCUGUUUCUGUUCUUUCAGCUCUUUUUCUUCAGUAUUUGGAAAGCUUGCUGGACUGUUUUUGUUUCUCAAUUCUCAUAGUUUGUUACUGUUUCCUGAUAUUUUCUUAGUUGCUAAGUUAGAGAAAGAGUUUGGGAUUUCGGUGAUUGAAAUCGAUGUCGUUCCACGAGAUUCAUUCAUGGACUUUGUCUGGACUAAUCAGAGCUUUUCUUGACCUAACUGUUGUUUAUUUUCUUUUGUGCGUGUCGGCCACUGUGUUUAUCCCAUCCAAGAUUUUGAAACUUGUUGGGUUCUGCUUGCCUUGUCCUUGUAGUGGAUUUUAUGGGAAUUACAACGCUAAUUUGUGUUUUCAUAGACUAAUUGUUAAUUGGCCUAAGAGGAAAAUCUAUUUGGUGCUGGAUUUGGUCAAGAAUAGGUUUCCUUUUGAUUUGAUUUUGAUGGAUGAACAAAUGAGGAAUUCGAAUAGGAAUUUGUUAAGGGAGAAUCAUCAUGUAGAUGGAAUUUCUCAAUUUCAAUCUGAGGUAUGCUGUAGUACUUUUUCUGCCCCAAGGUUACAAAAUCUGGUUGAUAAAGAUAGUGAAUAUGAUGGUAAGGGUAAGAGGAUUAUGUACCAGAGGCCAAAGACUAAAAUCCGACGUCGGAGGAGAGCUGCCAUGGACAAUGGGAAAUUGUCCAAGGGAAUCUGUGAGGGGAAUGAAACUGGAAAGGAAAGGGAAUUUGUGGCAUUGGUUGAGAGACAAGACUUUAUUACAGAUGAUGUUAAUGAAUCAAAUCACAUGGACUUAGGUCAAAGAACCUGGCAAGGCUUCGAAUCAAGUGGUUCAUUCGGCGAAAAUAAUCAUAUGAAUAAAAGUUCUUCCACUAUGGGACAAGGUACCAGUAAUGCUGAAGAGAGAGACAUUAUUAGAAAUGAAGCAAGUUCUAUUAGAUUGUUGGAGCAGGCCCUUGAAGAAGAGAGAGCUGCUCGGGCGUCUCUGUUUGUGGAACUGGAGGAGGAGAGAGCUGCUGCUGCUACUGCUGCUGAUGAAGCAAUAGCCAUGAUAACGCGUUUGCAGAAUGAGAAGGCAUCAGUUGAAAUGGAAGCAAGGCAAUAUCAUAGGGUUAUAGAAGAAAAAUUUGCUUAUGAUGAAGAACAGGUGAACAUCCUUCGAGAGAUCCUUGUCAAGAGGGACAUAGACUAUCAUGUCCUGGAGAAGGAAAUUGAAGCGUAUAGACAGAUGGAUUUUUCAGAAAAGGAACAGUUAAAAAUGAACUGGGAUUUCGUAUUGGACGAACAUAACGAACAGUCUCCCACAGCCCAUUACUCAAAUGGAGAUCCACCCAUUGUUCAUCAAAUUGGAAAUGCUAUUUCAUUUUCAAGGAAAGCAAAGUUGAACGAAACUAACAGUUGUACCUCUCAAUGUCAUUUUAAUGAAGAAGGCUUUCUUAAGCAAACUAUAUGGAUGGAUAAAAACAAUGAACUGAAGGAUAAUAGCUUAUUAUGUGAUCACAUCGCUAUUGAGGCAGCUCCGCGUUGUGGUGGUUUUGAUAAAAGCUUUCUUUCUCGUGGGGCACUUCAAGAAAGUUUGGAGCACAUGGAUCACGCAGUCAAUGAUUUAGAAAGUUCCAUCCUUGAUAUGGAAAUAGAUGUUCAAGAUAUUCAUGUGAUUGAUGAAAAACUUCACAUGGAAGACACAAAAAAGGAGAAAAAAGUUGAUAAUUGAUUCACCUGGCAUCAAAUGGUCCUAAAAGUAUAUGCUCUCUCACCUUUGGAACAUCUAAUGCCUAGAGCACGGUUUGACCAUCUAAAUCAACCAUAGAAGUAGAACUUAGGCUGUUUACUUUUCCAUAGUUCGGUGCAAUGUGCCCCAGAAGAAUUUUUUCUUCGGUAAAUAUUGGAAGGUUGUUGUAGAGCUGUGGGGUCAGAAGGGUCAGAACUUCUCCAUUUAUGAAGAAAAAGAAUAGAGCAUAAUGGAAUUUCCUGUUGAAAUAUCAAACUCCAAUAUAUUUGACGGCUUGGAGAUCCUUUUUAACAGGUUUCAUUAACCUUUUCUGUUUUAAGGUCAGGAGGCCAAGACUCAUAUAUGGAUUGUAAUUACCAUUCUGUGAAGAAAAACUUCUGUAUAGUUUUUUUUUCAGUUAUAUUUGUAAACAGUUUCCUUUGUAAAUUGAUUGUAUCUCUAGCUCCUAGCUUCUUCUCUUUGAGAUAGGUGCCAUGUCUCGAUUACAUUUUGUGUUUGUGAAUAUGUUCCUUCAAGCAAAACAAAAUCAGUUACUUCAAGCAAAACAAAAAUUGUUAAUAUAUUGUCCAAAAUUUUCUUCCAA
Molecule: messenger RNA, 2626 nt
Organism: Benincasa hispida (wax gourd)
Lineage: Eukaryota; Viridiplantae; Streptophyta; Magnoliopsida; Cucurbitales; Cucurbitaceae
Source: RefSeq, a predicted model, not a curated record